AUGACAGACGUGGUGAACUUGGACGCGAUACUCGUCGAGCUAGGACAGUUCGGCCGGUACCAAAUAAGGAACUACUGCCUCAUACUACUGACUAUUGUAUAUAGUGCUCUGUUCAAUAGCCAAUAUAUAUUCGCUGCCGGUGCUGUGGACUACAGAUGUCAAGUCCCGGAAUGCGAAACCGUCCCUCCAGAGUUCAAUGCCGGUGGUUGGGGUUCAUGGGCACUGCCAGACUCUCGAGACCGAUGCGAGCGGCUGGUACCCAUUGGCGAGGAAUGCUCUCCCGAAAACUUCUGGAAAAACCAGACUAAGCCUUGUUCCGCUUGGGUAUAUGAGAGCAACAAUACUAUCGUAGAAUCGUUCGAUCUGGCAUGCGAGGAGUGGAAGCGUACGUUGGUGGGCACAAUCCACAGCGUCGGUACAUUCAUUGCACUCACCUUCGUAGGGCUGGUGUCCGACAACUACGGCCGGCGGAUAGCUCUAGUGUUGUCCUUAGUAUCUCCUGCCGUUUUGGGAACUGCUCGAGCUUUCUCGCAAAAUUACGCCAUGUACAUUCUUUUAGAACUUGGUGAGGCCAUUGUAAGUGGUGGUAUUUAUACUACCAGUUUUGUCUUAGCUCUCGAGAUGGUGGGUCCUAAGAGGCGAGUGAUAGCAGGAACCAUGAUAUCUGCUACGUUUGCUAUUGGUCAGGUGUUUACCGCUCUAAUUGCUUGGGCAGUCCCUUACUGGCGACACUUCACGAUAGCUGUCUAUGCACCUUCUGUUCUCUUCAUCGCCUAUUACUGGUUAAUAGGAGAAAGUGUUCGUUGGCUAUUAAGUAAAGAUAGAAAGAAAGAGGCCGCCAGCAUAAUUUUCAAAGCUGCAGAAAUAAAUAAAAAGAAACUGUCACCAGAAUCUAUCAAGGCUCUGACAGAAAAACCUCAAGUCGAGCAGGAGAAACGUUUACCAUCAGAAACUAAGACGGAUGAAACUUCUCCGAUUAAGCAAGUUCUUAGAUCUAGGAAAAUCAUGUUCAGACUAUUCAUUUGUUCUUUCUGGUGGAUUACUUUAACUUUCGUCUACUACGGCCUUUCUAUCAACUCGGUGACUUUAGCCGGAAAUAGCUACGUAAACUAUAUAUUGACCUCCUUGGUAGAAAUACCAGGCUACGUCCUCAGUUUCUUGACACUAAACCGCUUUGGGAGAAAAUCAUCCAUCAUGACAGCCUUUUUCAUAUGUGGCAUAUCUCUCGUGAUACUGCCCUUUUUACCUGAAUCGGUCAGCUGGCUCCAGACAACUUUGAAUUUGGUGGCUAAGCUGUUCAUAAGUUUGGCGUUCAGUAGCACCUACAUAUAUACCGGGGAGUUGUUCCCGACGCAAGCUCGACAUUCAUGUCUUGGAGCUUGUUCCAUGUUCGGCAGAAUUGGAUCUAUUGUUGCGCCACAGACGCCGUUACUGAUGGCGUAUAUGGUAUCUUUGCCGUACUUGAUCUUUGGCGUGAUGGCCGUUACGUCUGGUCUCCUGAUGUGCCUCACGCCGGAGACACUCGGCAUCAAGUUACCCGAUACCAUCGAAGAGGCCGAGAACAUAAUAGCAGUGAAGAAGAACAAUGUUGCAUGA
Molecule: messenger RNA, 1596 nt
Organism: Arctia plantaginis
Lineage: Eukaryota; Metazoa; Arthropoda; Insecta; Lepidoptera; Erebidae
Source: the annotation of a GenBank genome assembly